Messenger RNA from Protomyces lactucae-debilis, 1593 nucleotides. RefSeq names its product Glucanosyltransferase-domain-containing protein. Gene Ontology annotation, cellular component: cytoplasm; fungal-type cell wall. The record is from RefSeq and is a predicted model, not a curated record. Gene Ontology annotation, molecular function: 1,3-beta-glucanosyltransferase activity. Bases 1 to 1593 code for a protein of 530 amino acids. The transcript is spliced from 2 exons. Lineage: Eukaryota; Fungi; Ascomycota; Taphrinomycetes; Taphrinales; Protomycetaceae. Gene Ontology annotation, biological process: fungal-type cell wall (1->3)-beta-D-glucan biosynthetic process.
AUGCGUGCUUCCAUCAUCCUCGCAAGCCUAUGUGCGCUGGCCUCUGCUGCCAUCAGUCCUUUACAGAUCAACGGCACCAAGUUCUUCACAUCCAACGACGGAAAGCAGUUCUACUUCAAAGGUGUCGCCUACCAACCCCUCAGCGCGAGUGGCCAGCUGCGCAAUGAACAGACAGGGUCCACCAUUGACGACCCGCUCGCCAACCCUGCAGGCUGUGCACAGGAUGUCAAAUUCCUCACUGACCUCGGCGCCAAUGCCAUUCGUGUCUAUCGCGUCAAUGCAACUCUGAACCACGAUGAAUGCAUGCAGACUUUUGCAGACGCAGGCAUCUACCUCAUCCUGGACCUUGAAACACCAGAUACCACUGUCAAGUCAGACUCACCCACAUGGACUGUUGCUCAGUAUAACGAUUUCAUUGUCAACCUCGAUGCUUUCCGCAAGUACCCUAACACAGCUGCCUUUUUCAUUGGUAAUGAAGUGGUUGACACGGCCAACCGCACUGUGGCUGCACCAUUCGUCAAGGCAGCUGCACGGGAUAUGCGCGCAUACCAACAAAGCACAUCAGGUCGCUACAUCCCCAUUGGCUAUGCAACAGCAGACGUCAAGGACCUCCAGAUUCAGCUUGCCGAGUACCUCUCCUGUGGCAAACCCUCUGAUGGUAUUGACUUUUAUGGUCUGAACGUGUACCGAUGGUGUGGACAAAGCUCUUAUACUCAAUCUGGCUAUGAUGUGAUUGAGAGCCAGUACAAAGCACUCGGACGUCCCUUCAUUCUCUCUGAAACAGGUUGCAACAUUCCUGUUGGCCAAACCCGUACAUUCGGCGAGUUGGAGCCUGUCUAUGGUAUCAUGGCUGAUGUCGUGUCUGGCGCCAUCAUUUAUGAGUACAACCAGGAAGAUAACAUGUAUGGUCUCGUGACGACUGCUUCUGUUGGUGCUACGCCAACCCCAUUGCCAGACUAUGCCGUUCUCAAGAAGCAAUGGCAAAGUAUCUCGCCUCCCAUCACGAUGCUGAGCGACUAUCAAGCACCCGGCACCAGCACUAUCGCUUGUCCACCUGCCACCUCUGGCUUCGUUGCUGCUACCAACUUGCCUCCGACACCUGAUUCAGCAUUCUGCGCAUGUGCCGUCAAGAACGCCAAGUGCUCCACCGGUGGCACAUUGGCCGACAAGGAUAUUGCCAAAGCAUUCGGUACAGUCUGUGGCUUGAAUGGUGGUACUGCCUGCAGUGUUGUGACGGCCAACGGAUCUUCCCCUGGUACCUAUGGUGAUUACUCCUUCUGCAGUGGACAGCAACAAUUGGCAUUGGUGUACAACAACUACUAUGCCCUUCAGAAAUCCGCUUCCGAUGCUUGUGGCUUCCCUGGUGCAACACUGGUGGGCAGCCCAGCGAAUGCUAAAUGCACCCAUGCACCACUCGCUGCGCUUGCACAAUCUGGUAGUGCUUCCGGCUCAGGUGGCUCGUCGAGUGCUGGUGGAUCCACGACGAGUUCGGGUGCGAAGUCUGCUAGUAUCUCUGAUGUCCGGCCACUUGGUCUCUUGUCGGUGGGACUCGGUGCAGUGAUUAUGGCUGUAUCGUUGUUUGUUGUUGCCUGA